Hippoglossus stenolepis (Pacific halibut) is the source of this 5796-nucleotide messenger RNA. RefSeq names its product engulfment and cell motility 2 (gene elmo2). The transcript has 23 exons. Gene Ontology annotation, biological process: cell motility; actin filament organization. Bases 370 to 2541 code for a protein of 723 amino acids. NCBI's taxonomy places the organism in Eukaryota, Metazoa, Chordata, Actinopteri, Pleuronectiformes, Pleuronectidae. The record is from RefSeq and is a predicted model, not a curated record.
CUCCAAAAGUAUUCCACCGUGGAGGGCGGGACACUGAGGGCAUCAUCAUCAUCACCAUCGAUGGCCCGUCCACAGGGUGAGUGAAACAGAGCAUCGACAUUAACAGUAGCAUUGAGCCGCACAGCUGAUCGGAGCACAGAUCCAGACAGAGUCGGGACAUGAUGUGAAGCAGACAGGCUGUGGCUGCACUGCAAUGGAGGAGCAGACGCUGUACCGGACUGGAUGACUGGAAACCAUUAGCCGCCUUGUGGGGAUCAACGCUGCCGCUGGCUGCAACAACGAAGGAGCUGACACAGUGGUUUAUACAGCAGAGCUGUGAGAGUGACUGACCCCUUAACACUUCUCCCCUAGGGUUUUACAGUAACAGCCAUGCCACCCCCUGCUGACAUCGUGAAGGUGGCUAUUGAAUGGCCGGGUGCUAAUGCUCAGCUCAUAGAGAUGGACCAGAAAAGACCUUUGUCCUCAAUAAUACGAGAAGUGUGUGAUGGCUGGUCUUUGUCAGGCGCAGAGCAGUUUGCCCUGCGUUAUGCUGACGGCCCUCAGCUUUAUAUCACUGAGCAGAGCCGUGGGGAAAUCAAAAACGGGACCAUCCUUCGAUUAGCCAUUUCUCCUGGGCGUGCUGCUCGUCAGCUCUUGGAGAGGAUCCAGUCCCACGGCAUCGACGCACGCCUCGAGGCCCUGAAAGAGCUCGCCAAGCUGUCUGCAGAUCCAACCUUUGCCGCAGAGUUCAUCAACAUGGAAGGCAUCGGGACUCUGGCACGUCUUGUCGAGAGUGGCACCCACUUCGGUGAAAUGCUGGCCUUCACUCUCACUGCCUUUCUGGAGCUAAUGGAUCAUGGCAUUGUGUCCUGGGACCUCAUCUCUCUGUCCUUCAUCAAACAGAUUGCGGGUUAUGUGAACCAGCCAAUGGUGGAUGUGUCCAUCCUUCAGCGUUCUCUGGCGAUCCUGGAGAGCAUGGUCCUCAACAGCCACAGCCUCUACCACCGAGUGGCCCAGGAGAUCACCGUGGGACAGCUCAUCGGGCACCUGCAAGUGUCUAACCAGGAGAUCCAGACGUACGCCAUCGCUCUCAUCAACGCUCUUUUCCUGAAGGCACCAGAGGACAGACGACAGGAGGAGUAUACUAACCCGCUGGAGCAGCACCUCACUGAAAUGGCGAGCACUUUGGCCCAGAAACACUUGCGAUCCAUCAUCCUCAACCAUGUUAUAAGAGGAAAUCGACCAAUUAAAGCUGAAAUGGCACACCAGCUGUAUGUGCUGCAGGUGUUGACCUUUAACCUCUUGGAAGAGAGAAUGAUGACCAAAAUGGAUCCUAAUGACCAGACCCAGAGAGAUAUCAUUUUUGAGCUGCGUAGGAUCGCCUUUGAUGGAGAAAAUGACCCCACGGGCACAGAGAAGAGAAAGGCCAUGUACACCAAGGACUACAAGAUGCUGGGUUUCACUAACCAUGUGAACCCAGCGAUGGAUUUCACCCAGACUCCUCCAGGGAUGCUGGCUCUGGACAACAUGCUGUACCUGGCCAAAGUUCACCAGGACACAUACAUCAGGAUUGUCCUGGAGAACAGUAGCCGAGAGGACAAGCACGAAUGUCCCUUUGGCCGGUGUGCCAUCGAACUCACUCGAAUGUUGUGCGAGAUCCUCCAGGUUGGAGAGUUACCUAACGAGGGCUGCAACGACUACCACCCCAUGUUCUUUACCCAUGACCGGGCGUGGGAGGAGUUCUUCUGUGUCUGCAUUCAGCUGCUUAAUAAAACCUGGAAGGAGAUGAGGGCCACAGCCGAGGACUUCAACAAGGUGAUGCAGGUGGUCCGUGAGCAGAUCACCAGAGCUCUGGCCAUGAAGCCGUCAUCUUUAGACCAGCUGAAGAAUAAACUGAGAGGCCUCAACUACUCAGAGAUCCUGCGUCUGCGGCAGUCGGAGAGAAUGAGCCAGGAUGACUUCCAGUCUCCACCUAUCAUCGAGCUGCGGGAGAGAAUUCAGCCCGAGAUCUUAGAGCUCAUCAAGCAACAGCGUUUCAACCGGCUGUGUGAGGGAAGCUGCUUCCGUAAGCUGGGGAACCGCCGAAGGCAAGAGAAGUUUUGGUUCUGCAGACUCUCUCUGAAUCACAAAGUGCUGCACUACGGGGACCUGGAUGAGUCGCCUCAGGGUGAAGUGCCUUUUGAACUCCUCAGUGACAAAAUCCCCGUAUCAGAUAUCAAGUCUGUGGUAACUGGGAAAGACUGCCCUCAUAUGAAAGAAAAAAGUGCUCUCAAACAAAACAAGGAGGUGCUGGAGUUGGCCUUCUCCGUCCUCUACGAUCCCGAUGAGACGCUCAAUUUUGUUGCACCAAACAAGUAUGAGUACUGCAUCUGGACCGACGGCCUGUGUGCGCUGCUGGGCAGAGAGAUGGGCAGCGACCUCACUCGCAGUGACCUGGAUACUCUCAUCAGCAUGGAGAUGAAGCUCCGCCUCCUUGACCUUGAGAACAUCACAAUCCCGGAAGCCCCUCCCCCUGUCCCGAAGGAGCCUAGCUCGUACAACUUCACCUACAACUACAGCUGAGAUGUGUGUGUGCGUGCGUGGGAGUGUGGGCGCGAGUGUGCAUUUGCGCUGCAUGUGUUUGUUCAGGAUGAGAAUACUUGCUCUGUUGACGAGUUUACCUGCAAGUAUUUCCCCCAGAAAAGGCUACUUUUGAAUUUUACUUUUCACAACAUUGGAGCCUUCUCUUCGUCUCUGUGUUCUUGAUGCCAUAUGGUUCAUCAUGUAGAAGAAAUGUGUUUAUAGCUUCAGAGGGAGGUCAGAGGUCAGGGUUCCUUUACAGAGAAGUUCUCCUGGAGCUGGUAGGGAUUUAGUGAUUGGAUCUUAUUUAUCAGUUUAACACUCUGUUCCUCAUUGUGCUGCUUUCUGAUGGUUGAACAAGAAAAAUCAAAGACAAAAAAUGUAUCAGAGAAGAAGUGAAAGAAGCAGUGAAGGUGAAAGGAUAAUGUGUUCUCCACAUUUUGUUACUAUUAUAAUCUAAAUAAUUCUGUGACAGAACCGUGUUGGACUACUUAUGAUUAUUUGAAUGAUUCACUGAUAUACAGAUUAAUGUAUCUUAUACAGAUUGAUGUAUCGUUUUCUCUAUUAAAUUUAGAAACCUUUAAUCAAACAGAAAAAAUGUAUUAAUAAUCUAAAAAAUCGUGGGAAAAUUUGAAUCACUUUCCCCACAGCUCAAUUUGAUAUAAAGAGAGUACUUGUUUCGUUUCAAAGCCCAAAGAUCUUCAGCGCGCUGUAAUGAAAUCUAAAGCAAACCAGCAGAGUCAUAUUUAAGAAGCUGAAAAACUAUAAACUAACUAUAUUUCCAACAGUUUAAAUGUACCAUUAAAAAUAAUCAUUAUAAAUGAUGCUGAUGCUUGCUCUCGUCGUUAUAGUUUGACUGUAAACUACAUUUUAGGCUCUAGACCAGAUUUGACUCUCACUGCACUAAUACGAUGUGUGGAGAGGUCCAGCAACAUGUGACUGUAGUUUUUAAUGAUAAGUGCUGUAGGGGAAAAGAACCGGAGACACUCAGGAGAGGGCAAGUUAGGCUCUUUGGGUUUUCACAGAAAACUUGUCUAUAGGCUUUUAAUGGAUCAUUGAGAAAGUUGGGAAGGUUCAUUUUGUUUAGUAACUUUACAGUUUUUUGUCACACAUUGGCAAUAAAAAACAACUAAUACAUGUAAACUGCUUCACAUUCUUAUCGACAUCUUAUCUUUUAAUUGUCUCCUGAUCAACUGAUCAGUUAACUGACUAAUACAUAUUCACUUUAAACUUAAUACAGUAACUGUUCUAGCGUCUGUUUACUCAUUCAUGCUGCCUCACUUUGUUUUACUCACUUUUCUGCUCAGAGUAUUAAAACUUUUCGGAGCCAUUUUCAAUAAUAUGUCAAUAUAUCCCACUGAAAUGAAACUAUCCAAGUAGGUGAAGACUUAUGAAUAUGCUCCUGCUUACCACACGUGUGUAUGUUUUGUGUGUGUAUGUGUGUGGAUUUUGAGAGUUUGUGUCUUUUGUGUUAAGAGAUGUAACAAAACUUUCAUGAUAAAAGUCCGGAUCAAAGCUCUGACAUCCAACACAUAAAAACAUGACACAUAAGAACCUUUCUUGUCCAAUCAUAGUCACUGCAUUGCCUUAUCAAACACUCACUAAAUAUUUUGCGUAUUAUUAGCAUUAAUAAGCAGUAUAUGAAUGGUUUACUGUAAAACACAAAGUGACACAAUAUAAUGCAGUUGUAGCCAAUAGCAGGAGGAUUUUAAGCAUUUAUAAAUGUUUUUAUUAACAACUUUAACUUUUCUUUUGAAACAUUUAUUGAUAUACCUAUAUUAACACUGGUGUAUUAACAACUAAUGAACAUUUGAUAACACAGUAUAUAUCAGUUUUCAACAUUUGUUAUUUAUUGGUAUAUAUAUAUAUAUAUAGUUUUAAGCAUUUAUUAGCUGUUUCGCAUAUAAACAGCAGGAAUAAAACUAAAGAAAAGAUGUAGUUACAUAAAGAUGAGAUGUCAAACAUUGUUGUACGGUUUGAUUUAUAUGUGCUACAACUACAUGAUAGUGUGCUGUAAACCAUUUAUUCAUUGUUUAUACGCUGGCUAAAGUGUUAUAUUGGGAAAGAUGAUACAGAGAGUUACGUGGUAUUGUUCAGCUGUACAGUGGUUUUGUUUAAAGCAAACUUACUUUUACAUUCCAAGAGUGUUUGACGCCUCUGGUGUUUGAAUUAAUCAGCAUUCUCUAAGCUCGAAUUCAGACUUUUUAUCGCACUGUGCGCAGGCAGAGCGGAAUUCAAAGGGACUAAGCAGCAGCUCUGUUGGCCUCUUUUAGUCGAUGUGCCAGAUUUACUGCCCUCAAAUGAAUGGAAGCUGGUCAAAAGCAGCAGAGGGACGAGGCCGUGGGCAUCAGGAACACUUAGUACGGCUCAUAUGAGCAGUCAGAGUUGUGUACUUUGUAUUCAGUGGUCUCGAUUAGAGUUUUAAAGCUUGAUGUCAUUUUUUUGAUUCCCAGUUUUAUUGGUUCUAAACUCUCUGCGUAUUUCAUUCAUGUCACUCAAUGUCCUGUCGACUUACUGUGGUACUAAACACUGCUGUCAUUUGUUAAUGCAGAAUAGAUGUAUAUUUUUGUAAGUGAUUGUACAAUCUAAUCAGCUGUGAAGAGGAUGGGUAUUGAGCUAACAUGACACUUUGCAUCAGCAUGUACGAACCAUCCAGCACGCACGUCACUGUGGAAGCACAUUUCACACUGGAAUUUAAUUUUUGUGUAAAAUUGUUUUCGUAUCAAUCCCAUUUAAACCACAAUCACCUCAUAUCAUUUAGGGACGACGCCCACUCCAGCACCUAAUGAUGAUGUCAGUGUUAAUGUACAGAUAAAAAAAUGGAAGUUACUGUUUGUGAAAAGGAAUAUGUUCGAUUUGUUUAUUUCAAAUUGUUUUCUUUUCGAUUUUUCGACUGCUUAAAAAGUUUGCUUUAUAUUCCAGCAGGUCAGUCAACCUUUUAUCUGCUCUCUGAAAAUAAAAAAAAAACGCAGCUAAAAUAUAUCAAGAAAACUCAGCAAAGUUUCCAGUGUGGAAAGAGUUGUUGCAUCGGACGUGACAGUAUAACUUGAAGUUUUCGCAUCUUGUACUCUUUUACAUGACUCGCUAAAGUAUUUAUUUACACUUGCUAGUGACAGUUCAGAAUGACAUGUUGUUAGUUGGGAAAUAACAACAUCAAAUAUGGUAUACAUAUGGAUAAUUGUAUGUAUAUACAGUAUUGUGUUGCCUUAUUGAAAGAGAUGUAUUAUGUUUUGUGUGAAUAAAUACAAAGUCUAACUA